GCUAACAAUCCUGACCCGUCCUGAUCGAGUGGUAUGCUUGGUCUCGUUUUGUGGUUUUGUUCGAGUUGAGGAUGGAUGUCAUUUUAAACCAGAGUGACGUUUUAAACCAAAGCGCGCCCGGCGAGGAAACGUUCCGUUUCGAUGACAUCGAAGAGGGAGCGGACGGGAAUCCCUUUCUUAGGAUUCUCAUCUCGGUGGUCUACUCGGUGGUCUGCGCCGUGGGGCUGGUGGGGAAUCUCCUCGUUUUCUAUCUCAUGAGGCUACGACAAGGUCGGAAGAAGUCGUCUAUCAACUUUUUUAUUAUCAACUUGGCCGUGACCGACUUCCAGUUCGUGCUGACGCUGCCCUUCUGGGCGGUGGACACGGCUCUGGACUUCAGCUGGCCCUUCGGGAACGCCAUGUGCAAAGUUGUGCUCUCUGUCACGGUGAUGAACAUGUACGCCAGCGUCUUUUUCCUCACGGCCAUGAGCGUCACCAGGUACUUGUCCGUUACUUCGGCGCUCAAGAGAUCCACCCACAGAUGGUCGAGGUGCGUCAAGUGGGUGUGCGCCGUGCUUUGGGUCGCGGCCACUUUGGCCACGGCUCCCACGGCGCUCUUCUCCACGGUCACCGUGGUCGCCGGAGAAAAACUAUGCCUCCUGAAAUUCCCGGAAGGACACGACUGGCUCGCCCUUUAUCACAUCCAAAAAAUACUCGUCGCUUUCAUUAUCCCCCUGUUCAUCGUCUCCGUCAACUACCUGCUGCUUCUGCGCUUCAUUAAACGCAAGAGCAUGUGCACCAGCAACCGAAAUAGGAGGUCGAAAGUGACCAAAUCCGUGGCCAUUGUUGUUUUAUCCUUUUUCUUCUGUUGGAUGCCAAACCACGCCAUCACUUUCUGGGGCGUUUUGGUCAAAUUUAACGCAGUCAACUGGGAUCAGUCCUACUACAUGGUGCACGCGUACGUGUUCCCAGUCACCGUGUGCUUGGCGCACGCCAACAGCUGCUUGAACCCCAUGUUGUACUGUCUCAUGAGGCCAGAGAUCCGAAAGAUGCUUAGUGCUUUAUUCUGGAGAGCUCCGAGUCCAUGCGCCAACAACAACGGCAAGGGCUGCUGCAGGGCGCCCUCUCUUACGCACGGGCACAUCCAAGCAGUCCGCACUACUGACAAUGUUGAGUUCACCUUGGCUGUUAUUGAUCACAGAUGAUCUGCAAGCGUCACAAUGAAUGAAGUCCUUUAAUUCAUGAUCUUCACUUCACCUUGUGAAAAUGAUCAUCGUGCGUAAUGCUAAAUAUUUGUAAAUAUAUAUAUAUUGGUAAAUAUUUAUAUAUGGCAUCAUGUCAAGGUUUGGUUUAUUUAUUCACAUAUUUGAUUAUUGAUUACUAAUUUAUGCAAGAUUCCCAUGGAUGACGUUACUUCACUGCACUGCUACGUAAACGCGAAUCGCUAUUU
Syngnathus typhle (broad-nosed pipefish) is the source of this 1429-nucleotide messenger RNA. RefSeq names its product relaxin-3 receptor 1-like. The record is from RefSeq and is a predicted model, not a curated record. Gene Ontology annotation, cellular component: membrane. Gene Ontology annotation, molecular function: G protein-coupled receptor activity. NCBI's taxonomy places the organism in Eukaryota, Metazoa, Chordata, Actinopteri, Syngnathiformes, Syngnathidae. Gene Ontology annotation, biological process: immune response; G protein-coupled receptor signaling pathway. The coding region runs from base 72 to 1184 and encodes 370 amino acids. The transcript has a single exon.